Eublepharis macularius is the source of this 3521-nucleotide messenger RNA. Its product is annotated as ubiquinol-cytochrome-c reductase complex assembly factor 6. The record is from RefSeq and is a predicted model, not a curated record. Gene Ontology annotation, biological process: mitochondrial respiratory chain complex III assembly. Bases 89 to 292 code for a protein of 67 amino acids. Gene Ontology annotation, cellular component: mitochondrion. The transcript has 3 exons. NCBI's taxonomy places the organism in Eukaryota, Metazoa, Chordata, Lepidosauria, Squamata, Eublepharidae.
GUCGGGGAAUGACGUCACCGGACUGCCACAUGACUCUGCUGGUUUUGCGCCUUGGUUCGGCUUCUCCCGCUGCUGGGACCUCUUUGCCAUGCCUGCAGGAGUGUCUUGGCCUCGCUACCUGAAAAUGUUCACUGCAAGUAUGUUAGCUAUGUUUGCUGGUGCAGAAGUUGUCCAUAGGUAUUACAGGCCUGAUCUUACAAUACCUGAAAUUCCUCCCAAACCUGGAGAACUCAGAACAGAACUUUUAGGUCUAAAAAAAGGAAAUGACAAAGCUCAGCCUUCGCAACAGUGACCAUAUCAUCCCUCCAAGAACUGCUCUUUAAUGUUAUUUAUGAUUGAACUUCUAAAAAAUAAUAUAGUGGCUCUGGCAACAUAAUAUUCAACUACAUUUAUUUCAUUUUGUUUCAUAUUGUGUGCUUGGUUGUACAUAUGCCAGAUCUUGCCAUGUCUGUAGCCGCUUUAGCACAAAAGAACCAUUAUUCUACUCUAAUCCACUGUUAUAAACUUCCACUCAGAGCUCAUUUUGAGGGGGAACGUGCAGGAACACAGUUCCGGUAGUUCUCCAGAGGUCACAUGUCAGGUGGCCCUGCUCACCUGAUUUUUGGCCAUUUUGGGCCUGUUUUGGGCCCCAAAUGGCCAGGAUUGGGCCUAAAAUAGCCAGGAUUAGGCCUCUUAUGGGUAGUGGAUCACUCUCCUGCUCAGCAGCAGCCCAAUUCUGACCAUUUUGAGCCCCUUUCAUCCAUUUUCAGCCCUUUUGCCAUUUUGGGCCCAAUUUCUGCCCUGAAUGGCCAGGAUAGGUGAGGUCAGGGGUGUGGCAUAUGCAAAUCAGUUAUGCUAAUGACACUUCUGGUGAUGGCAAGGGGUAUGGCAUAUGCUAAUGAGUUGUGCUAAUGAGUUCCUGCAGCUCUUUUUCUAUGAAAUGACCCUUGCUUUCAAUGUUGAUUAGUCAUGAUCUCUAAGGAACUGCUUGGCAAAUUUUCUUUAGUUUCCUUAAAACACCUCUUUCUGGAUUGUGUUUUGGGAGCUUCCCAUGGAAUAUUAGUGUAGCAGUAUGUCACAAAUACUGCUAGUCCAGACUCCAAUGUUCAAGUAAAUGGGCAGUUAUACUGUAACUAUUUCACAUUUAAGAUUUUAAAAAAUGUUUGUGGUUAAGUUUUGUAAAUGGGCAAUUCAACAUUCUUCUGGAUUGCUGUGAAGAAGUUAAAUGAUUAUGUAGAAGUUCCUCUUGGCUAAGCUGCUACAUACCUUCAGGUGGGUGGGAAGUGUGUGGUAGGCCUUUUUUGUGCCAUCUUGCCACAUCCAGGACCCACAAAAAAACGGGGCAUUGGAAGGAAGGGGAAGCAUCUCUACCAUGUUCUACAAUGGUGCUGCCUUCCUGACUGCUUACUGUGGCCAUAAGUACCAAGCCUGAGCGUCUGCCAUCUUUAACAAUGCAGAGGAUCUUCCCACCAAAAUCAACUGCUCCUAAAGAGGCAUCCUCUGAAGCACAAAUUGUGCAACAUGCAUGUCUCAUUGCUUUUGCUUGUCUUCCUUUGGCUGCUUUUCUACAGGUCUGUGCAUGCUUGACUGCCCCAAAGAGCAGUCCCUUCCUCUUUGUUUUUGGGUAGUGAAGGGGGUCCUCUUCCUCAGAAAUUAAGCCAGACUUCAUUGAAAUUAAAUUAAAAUUCAUUGAAAUUCCAUUGCCUUGGACAGGUGCUCUCACAAAGCAGAGAAUAGGCAAAACAGAUGAGAGGUACAGGAACUAGAAAUUAUUCAUUAUUGUAAAUCAAUCGCUAACUCAGGGCACCUUCCCCCAGCCGCUCAACCAGGCAGUUACUAGUCCGCUAAUUAAGAAACCGUACCUAGACAAAACUGAUGUGGCCAAUUAUCACCCAGUUUCUGAUCUGCCCUUUCUGGGCAAAGUGAUUGAGAGAGCAGUAGCUGACCAACUCCAGUCCUUGGAUAACACUAGCAUUCUGGACCCUUUCCAGUCAGAUUUCAGACCAGGGCAUGGGACAGGGACAGCACUAGGGAUGAUCUCUGCCUGAAUAUAGUCAAAAGCCAUGCUUCCUUAUUGCUCCUCCUGGAUCUGUCUGCAGCCUUUGACACAGUAGACCAUGCCAACCUGUUGAGGCAUCUAGAAACAAAAGUGGGCAUCAAAGGAUGUGCCCUGGACUGGUUUAAAUCUUUUCUCAUGGAAUGGACUCAAAGGGUUGCCAUCGGAGAUCAGCUAUCUCCAGAAUGGGAACUAUCUUGUGGGGUUCCACAGGGCGCAAUCUUAUCUCUCAUGUUAUUCAACCUCUACGUAAAACCUUUAGAAGAACUCAUUCGCAGCUAUGGGGUUGGGUGUCAUCAAUAUGUGGACGACACCCAACACUAUCUCGCUAUCCAGGUCCCCGCAGGAUGCAGUCGAAAGAUCACUGCCUGACAGCUGUGGUGAAAUGGCUGAAAAAUAAAUUGAAAUUAAACCCAGACAAGACUGAAGUGAUACUUGUUGGGAAGUCAGAUAUUCUGAAAGACAUUGUAUUCCCCACAUUUGAUGGAGUUUGUUUGACCCUCGAUGACUCGGUUAAGAGCCUAGGGGUUAUACUAGAUCCAGCGCUACUACUAGAAAAACAAGGCAGAUGCAAAAAAUGCUUUCUACAAUCUCACUCUAGCCUGGAAGAUGGCUUCUUAUUUUGACACAGCCGACCUGGCCACCUGGAUCCAUGCUAUGGUAACAUCAAAACUUGACUAUUGUAAUGCACUAUAUAUAUUGGUCUUCCAUCUAAGUUAACUAGGAGGUUCCAAUUGGUGCAAAAUGCUGCAGCUCGACUGUUAGCAGGUGCAAGCAGGAGCAUGAACAUCACUUCAAUCCUGCAGUCACUCAAUUGGCUACCUAUCAGCUACUGUGCUCAAUUCAAGGUAUUAUUACAUAGAAAGCUCUUCAUGGCCUUGGCCAGACCUACCUGUGGGACUGCCUCCCUCCCUAUGCCCCCCCCCCACGGCAGCUUCACUCAUCCAAACAGUCUCUUGGAGCUGCCAGCCUGUACAUGGGCCUUCUCUGUCGUGGCCCCUACCCUAUAGAACAGCCUGCCUGAGGAGGUCAGCUCUCAUGCUCUUGGCUUUCUACAAACAAUGCAAAACUAUUCAAAAAGGCUUUUUUACUCAAGAGGGCGGUAUUGUAGGGAGGGGGUCUCAUGUUUCGCCAAUGAAUUAGGAACCAUGGGUUCCACCACUAUGUUGUUUUACAUAUUAUCUGUUGCUUUGAAUAUGUAUGUACUGCUUGUGCUUCAUGUUUAAUGUCAAUCCUAGAAUGGAUUAUGUUCUGUUUCAGCAAUCCUUCAACCCUGUAUUGGAUCCUUGCUAAUGCUAUGUCUCUGUAAACUUGUAUUAGUCUACCCUAUGACAUUGUUUAUGGAAAUGUCCUUGAAACUGUAUGGAAAUGCCUACCCUUGCUACUGAUUGUACUGAUCUCACACUGUGAUCCAUCUUAAGUCUCAGUGAGAAAGGCGGACUAUAAAUGACAAAAUAAAAUUCUUAGUAUUAAAGGUUCUAAUGGA